ACCAAACUCCCCGACUCCAUCACUUCACAGCUGGUGGAAGUACCCUUCAUUCACCAACCCCCAUCCUUACACCUCUUCAUACCUUUCUUUUCGAAUUUUCAGCAUGUCUGACGAAUCCGCUUUUGGGUCUUCGGCCCACAAACUGGAUGAAUUCUCUCAUGUGAGUAAUUUCUUUGAUUUUAUUUCUUCACUCUCGACCCCACUGGGGUGUUUGCUAACCUUUGGGCAGUUCUUGAAUGGCCAGAGCGCUGCUCUAGGUGUCUAUGGCAGCCCCAAAGCUGCCGACAAGCUUUACACCAAUUCUCGUAAUGGAGAGUUUGUUAGAAUUAACAGUGAGUUUAUUCUUCCAUCCGGUCUUGAAAGGUUUCUGAUGGCUUGACUACGGCAGCUCGCUCUUCCACUCUUUGCGGCCCUUACUAUCUCUCGGAUGCCGGGAGAAUUCAGUUUUACAAGCAUGACAAGCCUACCGAGUUUUACGGUAAGGAGGCAUGCCUUGUUCGCAAUGAGACCGUUAGAGGUCUCUUUGUUGUUAGAGUCCCUGCGGGCACUCCGUUUAAUCUCAUCUUCCGCUACAAGGACGUCUUCGAGGAGCGUCGUGCAGCGGUCGAGCGCCAAAAGGCUUAUAAGAAGGGUGGCCCGUAUCUUUCCGAACGUGAGGUCGGGGUCAAUUGUGGUCAUGCCACUAUUGUCCAGAUUCAGGACCCCCCUGUUCUUCCAAUUGACGAUGGGUUGGUCUAUCAUGGGACUCCUAUCUUCGUUCAAAAUAACAAUGGUAAGGGUAACAUUUGGGUCCCUUUUGCCUGCGAUAAAACCGAAUUUCCUGCCAUGAUCAAGCGUAUUCGGGGUUACUUGGAGACAAGUGUUGAUGGCGAGAUGUUCGGACUAGUUGGCGGCGGCAAUGUGAACGGCGCUGGUGGGCAGGAUGGAUUCAUUGAUGACGAUCAUCCUCUCUAUGGGUAUGGCUUUCAUCUUUUGGUUGUUUUCAAUACAGUACUGACAAGGGAAAAUAGUGUCCGUGAGUAUCCGAGGUCUCUCCUGGUUACUAGAUUGUUGGGUGAAAACAGCGGUGGGUAUGGCCGCGGGUUCACUAGUUCGGUAGGUGUUUUCCUGGCUUUGCGAUCGUGGUGAAGAGGGGCUUAAUAUUUUUGCCUUUGGAUAGCUCGUCCUCGACGGAGAGGACAAUGGUGCGCAUUCCGGAGACGUUAGAACCGCUAUCCAAUUUGAGCCCACCCCUAGGAUCCCGCCUUGCUUUGACGACGGUGUUGGGCACUAUUCCACCCCUAAUGGGUUUAUUGUUGAAAGACCUUUGGUCAUCGACAACGUUAGAAGGGUUUGUCCCACCAACGUGGAUCUCCCGCCUCGCCAUCUUGACAAGAAGACCAACGCUCUUUACAAAACUGAGAUGUGCCGCAACUGGAACGAGGUUGGGGACUGUCGCUAUGGCCGCUCGUGCCAGUUUGCUCAUGGUCAAAAGGAACUCCGCGCCGUUCCCCGUCACGGCCAGUGGAAGACCAAGACCUGCUUGGCCUGGCUUCAUGGAGGUUGCACCUACGGUAGUAGAUGCUGUUAUGCACGUGAGUUCUCGGUUGUAGGAGCAUUCUCUAAGCGUUUCUGACGAUUGAACUUUCUUUAGACGAAGUUAUCCCUGAUAACGACACCAAGGGCGAACCUUCCAAUGAGCAAGAACCCCGCGGUUCCCCUGGAUCUAGUGGGGAUAGCCAGCCGGGCUUCAACGAUUUCUUUGGGAGUCGCCGGUGAGUCUACAUUCUGUCUAUAUUAUUCGUAUCAUUGCUAAUAAAGCCGCACACUAGCAUCUAAACCUAGGCUCUGGUCUGGCUUUGCGUAG
Molecule: messenger RNA, 1846 nt
Organism: Tuber aestivum (summer truffle)
Lineage: Eukaryota; Fungi; Ascomycota; Pezizomycetes; Pezizales; Tuberaceae
Source: the annotation of a GenBank genome assembly